Messenger RNA from Trichomonas vaginalis G3, 1779 nucleotides. RefSeq names its product phosphatidylinositol catabolic process. The coding region runs from base 1 to 1779 and encodes 592 amino acids. Gene Ontology annotation, molecular function: glycerophospholipase activity. The record is from RefSeq and is a predicted model, not a curated record. NCBI's taxonomy places the organism in Eukaryota, Parabasalia, Trichomonadida, Trichomonadidae. Gene Ontology annotation, biological process: phospholipid catabolic process. The transcript has a single exon. Gene Ontology annotation, cellular component: extracellular region.
AUGACAGGAUAUGUCGAUGAUAAUCUCAAAAUUACUACUGCAGAAGGUGUCAUUGAUAAAAAUGGUACUUGCUGGGCAAUUUGGGAUGAUAAUUUAGAUAAAAAUGGUCUGAUGCAUUUUAAUGUCAGCGGCAAAGAAGGUGAAACACCAAUUAAAAUGAUGUACUGCGCAGGCUAUUUAGAAGGCGUUUUAGCACAAACAAGAAUUUAUCAAGCUUAUAUUAAUAAUAUGGAUGCCAUGGGUAUGCAAGAUGGCUUUCCACAAACAAUACGCGAUCAUUACUCAAGUAAUACCAAAUACAUGCAAGAAAUGAUUGAUGCAAAUCCGAAUUCAGACUAUUGGCAAGUAAUUGGCGGAUUCUACAAUCUUGGACAAGGUAUAAUUGAUGGAUAUGCAUCAGUUGCACCCGAAGAUCAAAAGAUCAGCGCAGAAAAUCUAAGAAUUCAUCAAAACUUCCCAGAUAUUUGGGAUAUUAUGACAGCUUUCCAACAGCUCGAUCCGAAAGAUCCUAUUAGAGCCAAAUGCACUGCUGGCAUUCGCUUACUUCCUGAUUAUUCAGAUGUAUUUGUUUAUCACAACGCAUGGUCAGAUUACAGAAACAGUAUUGGAUGUGUUAUCGACUACGACUUCCCAUUACCACAAUUCCAUGCUCGCCAUGUCACUCUUACUACUUUGGCCGGAUUAAUUUCUUCAUUAGACGACUUUUACAUUUCAGAUUCAGGUCUAGUAGUUUUCGAAACAUCCCUUAUGUCCCAAGAUGUACAAAUGCUCAAGAAUUUCAUCAAUCCGAAGUCAUUAUUCUGCGGAUAUCGCUCAAUCUACGCAAUGUUCACUGCUCACAACGGAACAGACUGGACAGAGAAAUUCUUGAUGCAUAACAGUGGUACUUAUAACAACGAUUACUUUAUUACUGAUAUGAAUAAAUUUAUUCGCGGAAAGAAGCCAUCAAAAGACCUUGUAUGGCUUGUAGAGCAAUUACCAUCCGAAAAACAUUAUACUUAUGAUGUUACUGGCAAUCUAACAAAAGAUGGAUUCAUUGCUUCGUUUAAUGUUCCAUUUAGUGAAGAUUUAUACUAUGUCUUGCAGUACGACAAGGUAGAGAACUCAUCUGAAUACUACUUACCAUAUAAAACCCAUCCAAGAUAUUUGAUUUCCGCAAGAGAUCUUCCGACAGUGAAGAAUUUCCAAGAUUUCAAGAAAUUCUCGCGUUACAAUAAUUACAAACGCGAUCCACUCUCACGCGGAGACCCUCUCUUCGCUAUUUCCUCAAGAGAAGAUUUACUUGGAAAAGCUCCAAACGGAGCGUUCAAUCAGAAGGCAGUUAUGGGUUCUAGAGCAUUCACAAAUGGAGAGUUCUCGUUCUGCAACAGUCCAACGAACGAAGAUUUGCCUUCAUUUACUUGGAAUUCCCCGGAUUUCAAAAACGUCAGCCAUAUCGGAAUUCCUGAUACUCUCAACUUCACAUGGAACGAGAUGGGAGCAACAAGAGAUGAUACUUGCCAUAAAAUAACUGAUGCAGACGUUUGCAAGAAAUCUUCUUUCUGCGGAUGGUGCGGAAGGACUAAAAUCUGCAUGGCAGGUAACGAGGAUGGUCCAUUCUACGAGAAAUGCUACAGCGGAUGGCACUCCAAGUACACUUCCUUCAAAUUCUACAUAAUUGGCAUUGUUUUCAUCGUUGUUUUGACUCUUGUAGGUGGAAUUGUCGUUGCUUGGAUCAUUUAUAGACGUUCUCGCUCCAAAUUAAAUGUUAGUGACACUCUUCUUCUCCAACAAAAUUAA